UUUUACCAAAUGAUCGCGACAAAGCCUAAGUGAAAGCAACCGAGAUCAUUAUAUAUAUUUUUGCGAUAACAACUAUUCUUGAACUAAUGUCUGCCAUGUCUACCUCAGCUAAUUUACCAGAAUCCGAACAUUCCGUACGGUUAAAGUUUUUAUCUGCUGCGUUCUACGCUGUCAGUUCUUUUUUGAUCAUUGUUGUGAACAAAACGAUUCUCACAAACUACAGAUUUCCCUCCUACAUGUUUCUAGGAAUUGGCCAGAUGACUACUACAAUCCUCAUUCUCUAUUUUGCUAAAAUGAACCAAACAGUUCACUUCCAAGACUUUGACAGAAGCGUUUUCGUCAAAAUCUUCCCACUACCUUUGCUGUAUGUUGGAAACCACAUAACAGGACUGGCUAGUACAAAGAAGUUAAGCUUACCCAUGUUCACAGUAUUAAGGAAGUUCACCAUAUUGAUGACAAUGAUCAUGGAAGCAAGGCUAUUGAGAAAAACAUUCCCUAAUCGUCUUAUCUACAGUGUUCUGGCCAUAGUUUUUGGAGCUUUGGUGGCUGCCAGCUCUGACUUGGCCUUUGAUGCAGAGGCCUACACGUUCAUUCUGCUUAAUGAUGUCUUCACUGCUGCCAGUGGUGUGUACACCAAGAAGAAGCUGGGAACUGAGGGUCUUGGAAAAUAUGGGAUCUUAUUUUACAAUGCAUUCAUCAUCGUCAUCCCAACUCUUCUGGCAAGUGCAUUUACUGGGGAUUUACACAAGGCCAUCACAUAUGAACACUGGUUGAAUGCCCCCUUUGUUUCCUGCUUCCUUAUUUCCUGCCUCAUGGGGUUUGUGCUGAUGUAUUCCAUAGUGCUGUGUAGCCACUACAACUCUGCACUGACCACCACGGUGGUGGGAGCAAUUAAGAACGUUGCUGUGGCCUACAUCGGCAUGUUUUUAGGUGGAGACUACCUGUUUUCAUGGACAAACUUCCUGGGGUUGAAUAUUUGUAUAUCAGGGGGACUUGUGUAUUCCUACCUGACGUUCCACAGCAGCAGCAAACCAUCCCAAAGCGAUGAAAGCGGAAUACAAGGAAACAAGGAUCAGCUGAUCAUUCCCAUGAUGGACGAUUCCAUAGACAGACUCCCUGUGAAAUAAGUGAAUAAACCUGUGAUGAACCAGAGCAAGUCAGAACAUUUCCUAUCAAGGCCUAAAACACACCAAUUCUGACUAUGGUCUGUUUAACACGGUGGGAGAGAAAGUGAAUUUCACAAUCAUCUACACAUGAACUUCAAGCUCUUGUACUGUAGAUCGUGUGCAGUCAUUUUUCCCCUUCUCUUUUUCUAACAAACAAGUUAGGGAAUAUAUUAACCAACGAAACAUUUUGAAACCAAAUAAUAAACAAAGAGUUAGAAAAACAAGAUAUAUACAUUAUACAUAAUUUGGUGCUUUGACUAUCAAAUAAUAACUGUCGUCCAGUUGAACCUGUACUCUAUUAAAAGAUUUAUAGGACAUGUUAUCCCACUGGACAGUGUGGUCCAUUCAAAGUCUAGUUUUAUUUACAUUUGUUUGAAUUGUAAAGUAAAGUGAAUUCAAAGGGAAAUCUUUUUUUUUUUUUUUACCAUGUCAUUGGUUAAAAGUUGGCUGAAAAAAAUACAAACCAAAAUUCCUUAAUGUUAAUGACUUUUGGUAAAUCCAAUCAGUUUUCCAAAUUGAUUUAACGUCAUAACGUUGCAUUUUUGUUGUUGUUGAAAUGCUGUGGAAACAACAUUGAUUCAACCAGUUUGUGUCCCAGUGGGAUACAACAUAUUUAAUCACAUAUGGCCAAUAAAGGAUCUGGGUAUUGCGAGAAGCACAAACCUAAUCAAACAACCGAAACAUAAAUUUAAAAACAAUUGACCAUUGAUCAUAAAACCUUUACACAAUGUUAAAAGAUGUAGUGUUGCUAACAAAUAAUAAAACAUCGCCAACGCCAAGCAAUCAUUACAUCCUCUAGACAUUUCUCUAGACCGGUCUAAUAAGUGGAAACGUUACACUGCAAACUUAAUCAAUAAAGGCAAAACUUAAUAGCAGAUAGAUACAAGUUCUGCUGCAAAGGUGAGUGACAUUCUAAUUGCUAUUAGUUGACAUGGAUAGAUACUAAAUCACUGAGGAAGGACAUGAUCAAUAAACUCUUCAGUGGAAUUACUCAGUAUGUCCGUACUCGGAGAAAGCUUGUGAUAGCAAAUCGUUGUCAUCAAUAAUGUCAAAUAAACAUGAUGAAAUAAAUACCUAUGAAGCGUUGAUUGCAGAGAAGACUUGUUCAUACACCCCCAAUGGCGCUACCAUGUCCGUAUCUCCAAUCAGCUAGCAUCUUUUAAUAUAAAAGAUGGCAGCACUUCUGACUUUACAUACCCUGGCUCUGCAUGUCUUCCUCUUCCUUCUGUCCGGCGAUGUGAUUUGGUUAGAGCAGGGACGGUCAACGCCUGCACAGCCAUAGCUCUAACACACCCGGGUCGACUGGUCUAAAUGGCCAUGAUAAGAUCACCAUUUGAAUCGGGUUUGUUAAGAGCUGAGAUGGAGCUAAAUCUGCUCACUCUGCGGCUCUCCGGGACCCGAGUUGUCCCUCCCCUGGGUUAGAGCUACAGGUCUGGGUGGGAUUCGUUUGACAGGUGAAGGUGUCAGAGCUUGGAUUCAUGUGAAAGCUUGUGCCUAGCUACUACUCUAGAUUGGACUUGCAAUGGCCACCUCUUCUUCUAACAGUGGGUUGCAUCCCAAUCGUCUCUACAGUGACUUCCUCCCCUCAUCUACUCUCCUUCAUCUGCACUGAUCUGAAAGAACUAGACAGGUGGAAGCAAGAUCCCCUGAUAGGCUUCCACCGCAUUGCUUUUCCACCUACUGUAUCCUGUCACAGUCCAGAUCAGAGCAUUUAGAUACACCUAAGUUAUCCUACGUCUGAACGCACCCUGUACCACUCCUUCCAUCUGAGCCGAAUCCACAUAUACAUCCAUUAUACGAAUACGCACACAAUCACAAGCACACAAUAUGCUUCACACAAUCACAAGCACACAAUAUGCUUCACACAAUCACAAGCACACAAUAUGCUUAAGUUCCCGAAGUAAAAGACGGCAAAUAACUCGUUACCACCAAAGUGCAAACAAAACAACAGCAAAAACAUUCAAAGUUCCUCUCUCCUCUUUUCUUUAGAAGGCAGAGGAGAGUAAAAACAUUCAUCAAAUAAUGACAUCUACAAUCAUAGCAGCCCAAUAAGGUAACAUUGGAAGCUGGAUAAGGUGCUUUAAGCUUGUGCCUGCCCCACACUGCAGGUGGAGGUUCCCUCCACAUACUAAUCU
This is a messenger RNA of Salvelinus namaycush (lake trout), 3301 nucleotides long. Its product is annotated as UDP-N-acetylglucosamine/UDP-glucose/GDP-mannose transporter-like. The coding region runs from base 87 to 1127 and encodes 346 amino acids. Gene Ontology annotation, cellular component: Golgi apparatus. Gene Ontology annotation, molecular function: GDP-fucose transmembrane transporter activity; antiporter activity. Lineage: Eukaryota; Metazoa; Chordata; Actinopteri; Salmoniformes; Salmonidae. The transcript has 13 exons. The record is from RefSeq and is a predicted model, not a curated record.